This is a messenger RNA of Hippoglossus stenolepis (Pacific halibut), 1389 nucleotides long. RefSeq names its product S-phase kinase-associated protein 1 (gene skp1). Gene Ontology annotation, molecular function: cullin family protein binding. Gene Ontology annotation, cellular component: cytoplasm; nucleus. Lineage: Eukaryota; Metazoa; Chordata; Actinopteri; Pleuronectiformes; Pleuronectidae. The coding region runs from base 158 to 649 and encodes 163 amino acids. Gene Ontology annotation, biological process: SCF-dependent proteasomal ubiquitin-dependent protein catabolic process. The transcript has 6 exons. The record is from RefSeq and is a predicted model, not a curated record.
CACCGGAAGUGCCUCUGCGAGCUACCGCUGCCACGAUUUGAGCCUCUCCUGACUGCAGACUGAUCCAGAGACUUCCAGCCGCUGCUCGUUACCGCCGCGUCUGUCAGGCCCCGUUGUCCAGUUCCUCCUCCGGAUACGACUUUAAACGCUCACGAUAAUGCCCACAAUAAAACUACAGAGCUCUGAUGGGGAAAUCUUCGAGGUGGAUGUGGAGAUAGCCAAGCAGUCUGUCACCAUCAAGACCAUGUUAGAAGAUUUGGGGAUGGAUGAUGAAGGAGAUGAUGACCCAGUUCCUCUCCCCAAUGUGAACGCUGCCAUCCUGAAGAAGGUGAUUCAGUGGUGCACCCAUCACAAAGAUGACCCUCCUCCACCCGAGGACGACGAGAACAAGGAGAAGAGGACGGAUGACAUUCCUGUGUGGGACCAGGAGUUCCUCAAAGUCGACCAAGGCACCUUGUUUGAACUCAUCCUGGCCGCCAACUAUUUGGACAUUAAAGGUCUGUUAGACGUCACCUGCAAGACGGUGGCCAACAUGAUUAAAGGCAAAACCCCAGAGGAGAUCAGGAAGACUUUCAACAUCAAAAACGACUUCACAGAGGAGGAGGAGGCUCAGGUACGCAAAGAGAACCAGUGGUGUGAAGAGAAGUAAAGGGGAAAGAUCCUGCCAACACUACCACACUGAAAAGGAUUGUCUCUGCUAACUGAUUGCACUGGCGUUGUUCAUACUUGUUAAUAUUUACAUUUAGUAUAUUUAAAGCCACAUGACCCCCCCUUUGCCGCCCCUCGCCCCCGUUCCUCCAUUUCUGUAUACCAAUAGCAUGACCAUUUUAACUUGCUUGUGUGGUGUUAUUAAUUUAAGUAAAGACGCUCUUUCUGUUUCCCACACUCUCCUGUUGUGUAUUCUCAUAAAGUGAACGGUCCUGGGUUCCUGGCUUUGUACCCCUAAAGAUUAGACAGCAGCAGUCCUUUCAUAUUCCUCCUAUCAUUAAUUGCUAUGAUCGUCUUUUUUACUGGACAUGUUUGUUUUCUUUUAGGUUAAUUGAUUGAAUAAAAUGGCUUUUUUUGACAAUGGAAAGUGAAGGGUGAAUAUUAUUUUUGCCCGGUUAAAGGCAUUUGUUCUGUGAAACCAUGUUAAAGAGAUGAUGGGCUGUUUUUAAUGGAAAUGUAAGGUUUGAGGUAGAAAGGUGUUUUUUUUUUGUUUUCUUUCUCUUUUCUCCCUUUUGCAUAAUGUCCGUUGGACUUGAAGUACUUGUGUGUUGUCACACAGUGUUGGGGUUAAUCAGUCCUAAUUCAUGUUGUAUUGAAUAGGAAACUGCUCAGAUAAGCUCUGAUGCUGGCUUUCGGGGUGGUCACAGAUAUACUGAAGGAGUAAAUAAAUCAUGAAAAGGC